AUGAUCAUCGCGGGAAAUGGCGGGGAGGGGCGAGGCCUGGUGAGAUAUGCGGAGGAUGGGAGUGAAGCGACGCGAGGAAAGGCGGACCGUCGAGUGUCGUCACCAGGCCUGUUGGGGCUUGGUGGGAAGUGGCAAAGGCUGUUGGGAUAUGAGGAGUACGCGAGUGAAGCGUCGGGGAGAGAGGCGGGGCAUCGAGGAGCGUGUCGGUCCUCCACUAUUGCUCGUACACCAUUGGUUCAUAGUAUCAUAGGAAAACGGUGUGUGUCGGACGGUGGGAAAAUUGUCAAGUGUCAAUUGUGCAAGGCGCCGCCGGAGAGAAAAUUAGUGCUGCUAAGGGAGACGUUUGGGACAAAGGAAAGUACAGAACGUUCGAAUAUACUUCUUUUUAUUUUUAGUAAAUGCAAGGAGAUGCUUCUUGAUUCCAUGAUUUUCCAAAGUUCAUCUCAUUUGACACAGUUUACAAAUGUGAGAGUACAGGCAGACAGGAGACGAGGAACAAGAGCAGGGGAGGGCGAGCUCGCGAGCACCGGUGCAGGCGAAGGCGUGCGUGGAGGCGGGGGAUGUGGUGCAACGACACAAUGCCAGGACGGACACUCGCAAUGCCUCUAUCACGGUUUUAACCACCCCGGCCUCACCACCCACACUGGCAUCGUCACAGUCAGUCAGCAUCCAUCACCCAUUACUACCACCAUCAGCACCGCGACCAUAAACACUGUCCCUCCAUCGCGCCUGCAGCCCAUUCUCACAGUUCCUAACCGUAUCAUCGUGUUCGCCCCCACCUCGGCCCUCGCGGUCCAUCCAGCCCCGCGCGCCGCCCGCACGCGUGCAACCGGGAGGGGGCGGGGCAGCGGCGGAAGGGGGCGGGAGACGAACGCAGCCGUUCGAUCCGGACGCCGAAUGCCCUUCAGUCUUUACGGCUUCUUGUGCGACUUGAUUUUUCGACGCACUCUGGAACAAGAGAGUGGCAUGGUUGUUGACGGCUCCAACGAAAGCUGGAUAAAAGAACCCUGUCCCCCGUCAAAUGAACGAGCAAUAAUUCUCUUUGGAACGCGUGCGUGCCGCGGGAAAUCGUCCAAAGCGGCGUGCCUGCGACAUGCUGCUUGUGCCAGGCAACGAGAGCGUUGGCGAGCUGCGGCCAAUUUGGCCUUGCCUGUCCCCCGAGCCCCUGACACGCCGCUCAAAGCUUCAAUAAAGCAGCUCUGUCUGCACCUGACAUUCUGGCAUGGACAGUCGCUCUGUACUUGGGCGGCAGGUAACAGACGGUCUUGCUAUUCAACUUGUGAAGAUAGUGCUAGCUUUCUACCAAGUUUUCUCGUCAUAGAAUUCGAUGGCAAGGUGCUAGUGCGUAAAAUACGCUGUGACCGGGAUGGAUGUGAUCAAAUUUUACAGGUUUUUUACAUUUCUUCUCGUGAUUGUAUUAGUGAUGGCAUUAUUAAGACCAAUCCACUUGUGAAGGAGAUAAACUACCAUUGCACAGCAGAGGGAGGAAAUUUGUACGAGAGGAGGAGACGUGGGAGGAGUACAGAAAUUGUCAGGUGGACAAAUGGUGAAGUGUCGAGGAAGAAUUUUCGCAGACAUCACUUCGGACUGCCGCACGGCAUCGUAGAAUUCAAUCAAAUUGGAAACGGUGAAUUACAUCAAGAUUUUCUGGAAUUAGGUAACACUCUGGUGCUCAUUGGAAGAUUUGUAGUACUUCACAAAUACCUUGCACAAUGUGGGGCAACAAAAGUAGACAAGUGUAAAAAACCGGUUACUCCGAUCGGUCAAUUCCCUAUCUCCUCACGUCAAUUCCAGAAGGAUACCGAAGCAGAAACGACGGAAUACGUAAUGCGCGCCAAACACUCAACCUCGGGGCCAAACCAUGAUCUGAUCAACCAUUUACACAUGGGCCAUUCCGCAUGA
This is a messenger RNA of Gryllus bimaculatus (two-spotted cricket), 1902 nucleotides long. The record is from the annotation of a GenBank genome assembly. Lineage: Eukaryota; Metazoa; Arthropoda; Insecta; Orthoptera; Gryllidae.